AUGACGUCAUUAGGUUUCCACUUGCAACUAGUUGGCAAGACUAGGACACAAAGCAGGGAUCGCCACAAUGGCAGGAUCCAGAGUUUACGUCAUCGUAUUGAUGGCCUCACCUUUGAUGAGGCUCACCCGACAAGCCAGCAAAUGCCAUCAUCGUAUUACCAGACACCACUACCACCAUUGUAUCAAUAUAGAUCAUUUCCAUCAUCGUAUUACCAGACUCCACCACCACCACCACCACCUCUACACAUGAUUGGAUUAGUACCACUUCCACCACCGCCGCCUCCAUACAUGCAUGGAGUAGUACCACCAACACCUCCACCACAGCAGACACCCCCCACUGGGAGCCACUUAGUUAUUCAUCCUCGGUCAGGAAGGCCUCAGAGAUUGACACGUCCUCAUGGAUGUGGGAUGGGACACCACUUGGACCAUCAUGGCGGUCAGCAUCAGUAG
This is a messenger RNA of Arachis ipaensis, 450 nucleotides long. The record is from RefSeq and is a predicted model, not a curated record. Lineage: Eukaryota; Viridiplantae; Streptophyta; Magnoliopsida; Fabales; Fabaceae.